This is a messenger RNA of Brassica napus (rape), 2250 nucleotides long. RefSeq names its product probable sulfate transporter 3.5. The transcript has 10 exons. Gene Ontology annotation, molecular function: secondary active sulfate transmembrane transporter activity. The record is from RefSeq and is a predicted model, not a curated record. Gene Ontology annotation, cellular component: membrane. Gene Ontology annotation, biological process: transmembrane transport. The coding region runs from base 151 to 2061 and encodes 636 amino acids. NCBI's taxonomy places the organism in Eukaryota, Viridiplantae, Streptophyta, Magnoliopsida, Brassicales, Brassicaceae.
CAAUUCUCUACAAAGCACUGAAAAUACAGAAAACAAAACAUAAAUUAUCCCCAAAAAAAAUACAAAAACAUAAAGGCGAGAUAGAGAUUUUACCUCUUGCUUGCUUGUUGUGUGUAUUCAUACAUAAUUGUUUUUUUUUCUUUUGUAACCAUGGAGAGUGAUAGAACAAGCUCCUCCUCGUCACCAAAGGGGCAGGGAGUAAACUUCUCGGCCCCGAGAAGCUUUGUUGUAAAAUUGAGAUCGAAAUGUAAAGAAACUUUCUUCCCCGAUGAUCCAUUUAAACCGAUAUCGCAAGAGCCAAAUGGUUUGACAAAAACAAAAAAGACAUUGGAGUAUUUUGUUCCAAUCUUUGAGUGGCUCCCAAAAUACAAUCUGCAAAAGCUAUGGUACGAUUUGCUUGCGGGAAUAACUAUCACCAGCCUUGCCGUUCCUCAGGGUAUUAGUUAUGCUAAUCUCGCCAGUAUCCCUCCCAUCAUUGGCCUAUAUUCAAGUUUUGUGCCGCCAUUUGUGUACGCCGUGUUAGGAAGUUCGAACACUCUCGCGGUGGGAACAGUCGCAGCAUGCUCUUUGCUGAUCUCUGAGACAUUUGGUGAGGAUUUGUUGAAAAAGGAUCCUAACCUCUACCUUCAUUUGAUCUUCACCUCCACUUUCAUCACUGGUGUAUUCCAAUUUGCUUUGGGCUUCUUCAGGUUGGGGAUAUUGGUUGAUUUCCUGUCACAUUCGACCAUAACGGGCUUCAUGGGAGGAACAGCUAUAAUCAUUCUCCUCCAACAGCUUAAAGGCGUCUUUGGUCUAGUCCACUUUACGCACAAAACUGAUGUCGUUUCUGUUCUCCACGCACUCUUCACCCACCGUGAUGAGUGGAAGUGGCAAAGUGCACUUGCUGGGCUCUGCUUUCUUAUUUUCCUCCAAUCUACUCGAUACAUCAAGAAAAUAAAACCAAAGCUAUUUUGGGUAUCAGCAAUGGGUCCAAUGGUGGUCGUCCUUGUGGGUUGCCUAGUUGCUUAUUUGGUGAAAGGAACAGAACAUGGGAUCCAAACAGUUGGGCCUUUAAAGAAAGGACUAAACCCUCCUUCCAUUCAAUAUUUGACCUUUGAUGCCAAGUAUCUACCGUUGGUUAUUAAGGCCGGAAUAGUCACUGGGCUCAUCGCUAUGGCUGAAGGGAUAGCGAUCGGAAGAAGCUUUGCUGUAAUGAAGAACGAACAAACGGACGGGAACAAAGAGAUGAUAGCAUUUGGUCUUAUGAACAUAAUUGGCUCCUUUACUUCUUGCUAUUUGACAACAGGGCCAUUUUCAAAGACAGCAGUGAACUACAACGCGGGAACAAAGACACCAAUGUCAAAUGUAGUAAUGGGCCUUUGCAUGAUGCUUGUGCUUCUUUUCCUCGCGCCUCUAUUCAGCUACACACCACUCGUUGGUCUCUCAGCCAUCAUUAUGUCAGCCAUGUUAGGCCUUAUCGACUACGAGGAGAUGUACCAACUCUUCAAGGUUGACAAGUUUGAUUUCCUCGUCUGCAUGUCCGCCUUUUUCGGUGUUUCCUUCCUUAGCAUGGACUACGGCCUUAUCAUCUCCGUUGGGCUCUCCGUCGUGAGAGCGUUAUUGUACGUUGCACGGCCCUCGACUUGUAAAUUGGGAAGAAUACCAAACUCGGUUAUGUUUCGUGACAUAGAACAGUACCCUGGUUCUGAGGAGAUGGCUGGUUAUGUUAUCCUUCAAUUGGGUUCUCCUAUCUUUUUUGCUAAUAGUACUUACGUACGUGAAAGAAUUUUAAGGUGGAUUCGAGAUGAACCUGAAGAAGUCGAGUUUCUUCUCCUUGAUCUCUCUGGUGUUUCAAGCAUUGACAUGACAGGGAUGGAAACACUACUUGAAGUGCGGAGAAUCCUUGUAUCAAAAGGCAUCAAGAUGGUGAUAAUAAAUCCAAGAUUUGAAGUCCUAGAAAAGAUGAUGUUAUCGCAUUUUGUAGAGAAGAUAGGAAAGGAGUAUGUGUUCUUAUCCAUCGACGAUGCGGUCCAAGCAUGCCGAUUUAAUCUUUCCACCUCCAAAUCGGAACCGUGUUCCUAGUUAUUAAUUAGUUAAAGUUUCUAGUAAAAGUCGUAUUGGGUUGUGUGGCUUUAAUGUAAUGUGGUCGAAACAAUAACUAGUUUCAUGAGUUAGACCACCCUAUGUAUGAUUGCUCUGGUCCCAUUUGUAGCACUAAGAAAUCAAGAGGAAAAUAUUCAUAAUCCAAGUGACUCAAGUCUUGGUGUACCA